AACUAUAUCCUGAAUGGCGCUGCGAUCACUGAGGCCAUUUUAUCAACAAACACAUUGUGAGACUGAAUCAGUUCUUAAAAAUAGAAAAGUUGAAUUACAUACGAUAGUUCAAUAUGGACAAAUUAAAAAAGGCUCUAAGUGGCGAUGAUGCGGAUGAAGAAAGUGGAAUUGUCACUCAGCCUCUAUUGGAUUAUGGCAGGUUUUCUGAUGCAACAACACUAAGUUGGUCGACCCGAAUCAAAGCUUUCAUCGUUUGUUUUGUUGUUGGUGUGUCCAUGUCCAUCUUGGGAAGUUGUUUAUUGUUUGCACCCAAUGGUUUGGUUUUGUUCGGUGUUUUUUAUACUCUAGGAAAUGUAUUAUCAUUAUUAAGUACCUGUUUCCUCAUGGGUCCAAUGAGUCAGUUAAAGAAAAUGUUUGCCAAAACCAGAGUCAUAGCCACCAUCUUAGUUCUUGUUAUGUUUGUAUUAACAUUAGUUUGUGCAUUUGCUAUAAAGAAUCCAGCUUUAACUAUUGUUUGCUGUGUUUUACAAUUUGUGGCUUUAACUUGGUAUUCAAUAUCAUAUAUUCCCUUUGCAAGAGAUGCAGUGAAGAAAUGUUUUGGAUCUUGUUUGGAGUAGACAAGAUGGAUUAUUAUUAUUAUUAUUGUUAUAAUUAUCACCUCAUUGCCAUCAGGAUUAUAUAUAUAUAAUAAACUUCAUCUACAUCAGAAUUAUAUAUGAAGAGUCCAGGGGAAGAACGAUCGAAGUCACAUUUUUGUCUUUUCGCAUAAAAGGCAAAACAGACUUUUGGAUGAGAAUGCUUGACGCGAACAGAACAAUGAGUGGGUUUAAUUACAACUUCAAAAUGAUGUUUAAUACGAAUCAUAAUUACCAGUACAACAACUGACUUCCACUUUUCAGCCACAUUAUGGUCAAAUAAAGGGUACGAUGAACGUAUUUGUCCUAGAGGCCAUUUCAGAAGAGCCUUGGUUCGAUGUGACUCUGAUCUUUUUUACCUGAAAUUGAUUGUUCCACAGAAAGCUUAUACAAUUUGCUACCAGAUGGCGCCAUUAACUAGGGUUCGUUGAAAAAGUGACUUAGAUCGUUCUUCCCUGGGGCACUUCAUAUAUAUAUACUCUUCAAAAAAAGUAGGGGAUGUUCAGAAACAAUACAAAACUGCGGAAAUGCACUGCUGUUUUGAUUAGAGGUAACCAGUGUAUGUUAAUAACAGGCCAUCUACACAUGAACAUAAACAGUUCAUAUGGGUGGCUUAUCUGACGGCCCCAUUUCACUCGCAAAGAGAUACACCGUCAAAAGUGAAAAUGAAUGUUUUUGAUUUUUGUCUUGAUAAUGAAUUAUUGCUCCACCAAUCCUCAGACAUUCAGCAAUUCGUCGUGGCAUGCUCCUAAUCAACCAUCCAACCAUGGCCAAUUCAUGCAGUGUUGUCGGUUGACGUUGACGAACACAUCUCCCGAUGAAAAUAAACGUAACACACUAAAGCCAAGAUAUGCUAAACAGUAAAUCUUAUGCAGGAACCGAUAGGAAUGCUAACAUGGAUAGAUAAACCAGCACGCGACAGUUUUCAUCAACCCUUCCUUGACGUGUCAAAUUUGAAAUUGAACCCCUCCCACGUGUAUGGCACUAUUGCAUGUUGCAUGUUCAGCUCAGUGGUUCUGUUGGGGCGAUAAGUUCUUCAUGUGUGAACAAACUCUCAAAGCAUGUCAAGUGUCCAUGACUAUUUAUCAUAUGACAACCUGCAUAGGUAUUUGCAUUUCAAUAUCCCCUACUUUUUUUGAAGAGUAUAUAUGAUAAACUUCAUCUACAUCAAAGACCAUAAUACAUUGUUAUACAGAUAGCGUUUUACCUUGCCUUGUGAAAAUGAUCAAAAUUAUUUUUUCAUUUCCAAAUUUAUUUUGGUAGAAUGGGUGUUUAUUGGGAAAUGAUGAAAUUUGAUUCAUUAUUUUUUUGAACCAAUCUUAUUUCACAAAAUAAUUAUAGGGUAAUAAAUAUAUGACAGAUAGAAUUAAAAACUUGUAAUCAAAUAAGUGACCUUUAACCCUUUUGGUUACCAUAGUAAUGUCUUAGUGUCUCCAUUUCUAUUACAUAGUGUGUGACCACCCAGUGACCGGGUCAUGGAGAAAGGUUACAUAGUGUGUGACCACCGAAUGACUGGGCCCUGGGGUUAGGUUACAUAGUGUGUGACCACUCAGUGACUGGCCCCUGGGGAAGGUUACAUAGUGUGUGACCACCCAAUGACUGGCCCCUGGGAUAAGGUUUCAUAAUGUGUGACCACCCAGUGACUGGCCCCUGGGGAAAGGUUACAUAGUGUAUGACCACCCAGUGACUGAGCCCCGCAAUUUGAAAAUGUUAUCUGGUAAAGAAUUGAUUUUACAUCUUGUUAUACAUGUUCAGUAAUUUAUUCAGUGCUUCAAAUAUGCUGUUAAUUAUUGCUUUAUUUGCUUUGUAUACAUGCAGAGAUGUUAGUUUCUCAGCCAAAAGAAAGCCAAAACAUCUUUUAAAAAUGAUUGCUGAUGAAAUGGAUAAUUUUAGGGGUGCUCAACUGUCAGUACAAAUUCCCCAAAAUGUUAAUUGUAGAGGGAUCUUUAAAGCAAUCUGAUUAAAACACAGAUCCUAUUAGGUUUCGUUUUUUUUAUAGUUCAAAAUUUCGUUUUAUUUGUCUAGGAUCUGGAAGAGUUGUUAUAAAACCCGCGUUCUGGAUAAUGUAAGGUAUUAGCCAAAGAAACCAUCUGUUACAGCGACUUCUUGCUGUGCGUUUCACAGAACUGUGGGUAAACUAUUAGAAAUAUCAACGCUGACUGAUUAAUCUAUGUCUGACGUCAUAUGGUCAAAAGCAGCUCGUACGAACCCUGACGCAACCUUUCAGUAAAAUUGGUCAGAUCUUUAUGUAGUGUAGGCCAUGGAAAGUAUUAAAAAAAAAAAUGAAACAAAUUAAGAUCUGUAUUUUAAUCAAGAUUGCCUUUAAAUAGAAUAACAAUUGGACUAGUUUGUGAAAGAGUAAUACAUGAUGUAUAAAAGGGACAAAUUGACAGCUGUUUGAAUUCUGUGAGUAAAUAUAAUUAUAUUUUUAUUUGAAUUGAAUUGUAAAAUAUUUAUAUUGUCAUUAUAACCAAAUAUCCCAGGUAUUUUUUAUCAAGAGGCAAAUUUGGUCAUGUCUAUUACUGAUUUACAAGAUCUCACUUUUUGCUCUCGCAUCUUUUGUCAAGUGGUUUGAAUAAAUCAGGGGGUAGGAUGACUGUAUGGUUAGUACAUGCGCGCUGCAUCAUAAGGUCUGUCAUUGAGUCAACUGGCGGGGUUUCGAUUCCCUAGUUGAACGUGACAAGGAGUAGAGUCGCCUGUCCAACAUCGUGGGUUUUCUCCGGGUCCUCUGGUUUCCUCCCACUGCUAAAGACCCCUACGCGCAAACGAAUUAUUGAAAUAAAAUUGAGCCAUGUGUUAGUCCCGGAAUGACUUAGUUUCUCUUUCUCUCUCUCUCUCUCUUUCUCUCUUGAAUAAAUCAGUCAGUUGUAUUAGCCUACCAAUGAACUGAUUAAAAUCAGUUCAUUGGUAGGCUAAUACAACUCUGAUGUAAUAAGAGAAGAUUUUUACAUUUUGUCACCUCGCUUGAUUAAAGAACAGAUCAAUAUUUGUUUGGUAUGUUAUUGCCCGUUGAAGAAUCUUUGAGAAUUAAUUUAACAUCUUUGUCGUCUUGCUUGUCAGUCUGAUUAUAAUACAGAUCAUCUACUGGUACAACCAAUCUAUUGUCUGUCACUCUAAUUAGCAGCAAGCCUGGAAAUAUAGCACCUGGCACAGACAUCGUCCGGCAUUAUUCCUCUGAUGGGGGGUGGCCAAAUGGUUAGCACGUGCGCGCUGUAUCAUACGAUCUGUCAUUGAGUCAACUGGCAUGGUUUCGAUUCGCCGGUUGUAUGUGACAACGAGUAGGGUCGCCUAUCUAACCUCGUGGGUUUUGUCCGGGUCCUCCGGUUUCCUCCCACUGCUAAAGACCUCUACGUGCAAGCGAAUUAUUGAAAUUAUGAAAUAAAAUUGAACCAUGUGUUAGUCCCGAAAUCCUACUUUUUUGCUCUGGCUGGGUUAAUGAAGACGGGCAUAUGCCAUACAGUGUGCUAUGAGGUACUACAGCCUACUGUUAUAUCGAAUUCCAACUGACAAGGGAUCUUUUACGUACACGCCAAUGUGUACACGGGAUCUCGGUUUUUCCUCCCAUCCGAACGGCAAGACAGUUGUCCUUGCCAGGCCCCCCCCCUUCCGCAUCACUGACAAGGGGGAACCAUGCCGGAAAAUUUGCAUGAACUUUCACAGCCUAUGCAGGGAUCGAACACCCGACCUCCGGGCUAGCGAGCCAGUGUCUUACCCACUUAGCCACCUUGAUCCCCUGGACAAUGAGAGAUAGAUGAUGAAAUAGUUUGUACUCCUUUAUCCUAGAUUCCUGUGUUUAUAUAAUUUAUUGUGUUGAAGAUGUUUGUAUAUAUAUUAAAAUAGAACCAUAUAUAUAUAUAUAUAUAUAUGCCUUAGUUGUAUUGUUCACAGUUUAAAUAGAUAGAACUCAAUGACCAUUGAAUACAGCUCGGGUUAUUCAAUGGUUCAAGAGAGUGUAUCCCUGCGCAAAUAUGCGGCAGGGAUACACUCGAGUGAACCAUUGAAUAACCCGAGCAGUAUUCAAUGGCCAAUGAAUUCUGUUUUUAUUCUAUAACUACAUGUAAAUCUCAAAAUACACUGUACUAUCAAGAUUAUCAUCCAAAAACAAAAUCACCAAUAACGUUAAAAUUCAUCAUAGCUUCCGCCCUUUUUUCUUUCUUUUUUUUUUUACAAAAAUGGUAUUUGCUAGUGGUGACGUCAUUACAGUUUGACGUAAUUCUGAAAGUGACGUCAUUCUGGACAAAAGUAGUACGUGUUGAAGCCAUUGAAUACAACGAUAGGUUAUUCAAUGGCUGUAUUCAAUGAUAUUUGCUUGUAUUUGCAUAUAGUUAUAGAAUAAAAUAUAUAAUUAUUGGUGCCUUAUCAAAGAUAUUUUGGUGCAUAUAUUUGUAUUUCUGUUAUUGGCUUGCUUGUUAUGAUCUCUCCAUAUAGCUAGGUCUAGAUUCAUAUGUAAAGGAUUCUUGCAGGCCCAUAACUAAAGGGGGGAGGGGGGCUUUAAAAGUUCCCCCCCCCCCCCCCCCCCCCCCGCACUGUGAAAAUAUUGUCGACCAUAAAAAACAAUAGAUAUACAUUGUCUGUCAAUUUAACAGUCUGAGAAAACCUGAAUGGUGACCCAACUCUUUAGAAAGUACAAGCAUUGAUACAUUGACAGACGUAAAGCACACGUUUAAGACAACACGUGGAUCUUCAUUAGUCCAUUUCUUUAUAUGAGAAAUAUUACUUUGUAGCAAUCCAAGUUGUGUAGUGCACUGGAUGAUAGAGACUUUAUAUCAACGCAUACUCAUAUAGACUUUGUAUACCAGACAUUUGUAUGACUGUUUUAACAAAUCUCCAUCAAAUUCACACCUUCCAUACAGAAUAUUUUGAAGAAAUCAUAUUUUUGACUAUUUAAAUUGCCAAUAUUGCUCAUGUAUGAUAAUUUUUGUAGCAUUAUUCAUCUUGUAUAAUAAACUCUAUAUAUUAUGUUAAA
Patella vulgata (common limpet) is the source of this 5601-nucleotide messenger RNA. Its product is annotated as vesicle transport protein SFT2B. Bases 114 to 617 code for a protein of 167 amino acids. Gene Ontology annotation, biological process: vesicle-mediated transport. NCBI's taxonomy places the organism in Eukaryota, Metazoa, Mollusca, Gastropoda, Patellidae. Gene Ontology annotation, cellular component: membrane. The transcript is spliced from 8 exons. The record is from RefSeq and is a predicted model, not a curated record.